Neogale vison (American mink) is the source of this 1276-nucleotide messenger RNA. It is a transcript of the gene MAD2L1BP, whose product is annotated as MAD2L1 binding protein. The record is from RefSeq and is a predicted model, not a curated record. Gene Ontology annotation, cellular component: nucleus. Lineage: Eukaryota; Metazoa; Chordata; Mammalia; Carnivora; Mustelidae. The transcript has 3 exons. The coding region runs from base 19 to 843 and encodes 274 amino acids. Gene Ontology annotation, biological process: regulation of exit from mitosis.
AAGAGGGAGGCGGUCGUGAUGGCGGCUCCGGAGCCGGAAGUGGUGUGCCCGGCCGCAGUACCCGAUUUGGAAUGGUAUGAGAAGUCAGAGGAAACCCACGCCCCCCAGAUAGAACUACUCGAGACUACGUCUACUCAAGAACCUCCCAACCCUUCGGAGCCCUUUUGUCCCAGAGACUGCAUGGUGCCAGUGGUGUUUCCCGGGCCUGUGAGCCAGGAAGGCUGCUGUCGGUUUACUUGUGAACUUCUAAAGCAUAUCAUGUACCAGCGCCAACAACUGCCUCUGCCCUAUGAACAGCUGAAGCACUUCUACCGAAAACCUUCUCCCCAGGCCGAGGAUGCAAUGAAGAAGAAAGCUCGGGCCGCCGCUGAAGUGAGCAGCAGGAAAUGCCAACAAGCCCUGGCAGAACUGGAGAGUGUCCUCAGCCACCUAGAGGGUCUCUUUGCCCGGACAUUAGUACCCCGUGUGCUCAUCCUCCUUGGUGGCAAUGCCUUAAAUCCCAAGGAGUUCUACGAGCUUGACUUGUCCCGCUUGGCCCCCAAUAGCAUGGACCAGAGCCUGAGCACUGCGGCUUGUUUGCGGCGUCUCUUCCGAGCCAUUUUCAUGGCUGAUGCCUUCAGUGAGCUACAGGCUCCUCCACUCAUGGGCACCAUUGUCAUGGCACAGGGGCACCGGGACUGUGGAGAAGAUUGGUUUCGACCCAAGCUCAACUACCGAGUGCCCACCCGGGGCCACAAACUGACUGUGACUCUGUCCUGUGGCAGACCCUCUAUCCCAGCCACAGCCUGGGAGGAUUACAUUUGGUUCCAGGCACCAGUGACACUUAAAGGCUUCCAUGAGUGAAUGGGGCUGCUUCUUCAUCGUGAACACAAUGGCUUUAAUUAUCUUUCCCCCUAUGGCGCCAAGUCACCCAUCUCUUGCUUGGAGCUAGAAUUGCCUCCUGGUGAGAGGAAUGUUCUGUCCUUCCAGCUGCCUGCCUCCCCUCCUCAGACUUCCUGGUGGGCUGAUUGUAUGGCUGUGGCUGUCAUAAUUAUCACUGAACAACAUCUCUUUGAAUCAAAGGUUGAUUUUCCCAGAAGGUGCUGGGUCAGGCAUUUCUGUUCUGGUUGGAAGGCAAAUAUGGGGUCAUAGACAGACACUCUUUUGGAAGUGGCCCUUUAAUGCUUUUUGCUGUGGCAAUUCAGAAUUUUUGCUAGGGACAUAACUUAAAUAUAAAAAUGAAUGGAUUUGCAUUAAAUUAUCCUGUAACUCUUGGCUUCAGGAUUCCCAGGGUUAA